CUUGUACAGGUCAUUCCCAGCUAACUCAUCCAACUGUGUUUGUGCUCAACUCCCUCUCUCCCAAAGGAACCGGCCUCCACCUGGUCAAUGGACGGCACAGAUGUGAGGGCCGCGUAGAGCUCUAUUAUGAAGGCCGGCUGGGGACGGUUUGUGAUGAUCUCUGGGACCUGGCUGAUGCCCAGGUUGUGUGCAGGCAGCUGGGAUGUGGCCAGGCCAUUGCAGCUCCGGGCAGUGCUUACUUUGGCCAAGGCUCAGGCAGCAUCCUGCUGGACGACGUGCGGUGCCAGGGAAAUGAGCUGGCCUUGCAGCACUGCAGUCACAUUGGAUGGGGGAGACAUAACUGCCACCACUAUGAAGAUGCUGGUGUUGUCUGUUCAGAAUGGAGCUCUACUGCCCCCCCCCCACUGCCUGCAAUGUUGCUGUCAGAGACAAACUCCACAUUAGAAUCCACCACUGUUAACCAGACCAACACAACACCAAUGACAUCCGUUCUGGAUUUGACAACUUCAUGGCCAACAACCACUACACCGACAGAAGGGACUUCCAUAACACCAAUGCCGAGCACACUACUGUUAACAACCAGCUUGUCACAGUCGAGUACCACACUAGAAACGACAACCGCAACACAGCCUAUCACUGCUCUGGAGACAAGUACUGAAGUGCCAACGACCGACAGAACACAAAGCACGACAAGGACAACAACUGCAGUGUUGGGGACGAGCUUGCCCAUGGAUAUCAGCAGAGCAGGAACCGGCCUCCACCUGGUCAAUGGACGGCACAGAUGUGAGGGCCGCGUAGAGCUCUAUUAUGAAGGCCGGCUGGGGACGGUUUGUGAUGAUCUCUGGGACCUGGCUGAUGCCCAGGUUGUGUGCAGGCAGCUGGGAUGUGGCCAGGCCAUUGCAGCUCCGGGCAGUGCUUACUUUGGCCAAGGCUCAGGCAGCAUCCUGCUGGACGACGUGCGGUGCCAGGGAAAUGAGCUGGCCUUGCAGCACUGCAGUCACAUUGGAUGGGGGAGUCACAACUGCCGCCACCAUGAG
Meleagris gallopavo (turkey) is the source of this 1037-nucleotide messenger RNA. The record is from RefSeq and is a predicted model, not a curated record. NCBI's taxonomy places the organism in Eukaryota, Metazoa, Chordata, Aves, Galliformes, Phasianidae.